This is a messenger RNA of Chlorella variabilis, 687 nucleotides long. RefSeq lists its product as hypothetical. Gene Ontology annotation, biological process: proteolysis. The record is from RefSeq and is a predicted model, not a curated record. The annotation marks the transcript as partial. Gene Ontology annotation, molecular function: serine-type endopeptidase activity. The transcript is spliced from 4 exons. NCBI's taxonomy places the organism in Eukaryota, Viridiplantae, Chlorophyta, Trebouxiophyceae, Chlorellales, Chlorellaceae.
AUUGUCGGAGGCAGUGCAGCGCCCGUUGGCCGUUACCCAUACAUGGUAUCCCUUCGCGACGCUAGCGGCUCCCACUAUUGCGGCGGCUCGCUCAUCGCGCCACGGGUUUUGCUGACAGCUGCCCACUGCGUGGCCGACGCCGUGCACAAGUUCCCUUCGGUCCACAUCGGGCGCCAGUACCUGAGCCAGGCGGAGAGCGACUAUGAUGUACGCCGCACAGUGACCACCGCCAUACACGGCAGCUACGACCCAGCCACCUCUGCUAAUGACAUAGCUCUGCUCCGCCUGGACGCCGCCAGCACCAAGGCGCCGCUGGCGCUGCCCACGUUCGACCUGGUCCCCGCCAACAACACCCCGCUGAGCGUGCUGGGGUUCGGCACCACCUCAGAGGGCGGCAUGUACCUGUCGUCUGACCUACAGCACGUGACUAUCGCCUACUUCGAUGCCGCCACGUGCCAGGCCCUGUACCCCUUCGGCCAGAUCAAGCCCGGCAUGCUGUGCGCUGGCGCGCUGGCUGGGGGCAAGGACAGCUGCCAGGGUGACUCUGGCGGCCCGCUGGUGCUCCCCUCCUCCAACUCCGCCUCGGGAGACCUGCAGCUGGGGGUCACCUCCUGGGGCUACGGCUGCGCCCGCCCCGGCCUGCCAGGCGUCUACACCUCCACUGCCCACUACCGCUCCUGGAUCAAC